CUCAUUGUCACACACCCCCGCGCCUUGGCCACCGAGCAGCAGCGCUAAAUAGCGCGAAGUUUCACUAACUUGUGAAACGCGUCGCAGAUUUCUACAGAAAUUAAGCCCUAUAAUGCGUGCCGUCGACUUAUGAAGCAAUUAAAGACCUGAAGAACAAAGGAAACGGUUUCUUAGAAGUUUGGUGUUCGUGUUAGUAGGCGGGAAGCAAGUUUUGGGUUUUCUUUUAGAAGGUCACGUUCGCGAUUUUAUUCAUGUGUGGGAGAACCGCUUGUACCUUAGGACCUGAAGAUAUCCCAAAAGCCUGCCGCUUCAGGGGUAGAAAUGGCGAUGUUCAGGUCCCUCGGUGGCGCAAGGGGUCCGAAGGGAAAUACCGGGCUUCAUACAACAUCGCACCACAGGCCUACACACCUGUUUUGGUAUCUACCAAGCAUGUGUCAUCGUCUGAACUUGCUGAUGAGACAAACCCCCCAGAGAGGACAUUACACACAAUGAAAUGGGGCUUGGUGCCCAACUGGUUUAAGGGAGACCCAGCAAAAUUUGAGUACAAGAUGAAUAAUGCUCGCAGUGAUUCUUUGAUGAGCAAAGCAUCUUAUAAAAUGCCCCUUAUUCAGGGACGGCGCUGUGUGAUACUGGCAGAUGGAUUCUAUGAAUGGAAGACUGGAAAAGAUGGUAAAAAGCAGCCCUACUUCAUUUACUUCAAAUCCAGCUUUGAUAUGAAACAAGAGAAUGCAGAAAUACCAUGCGAUACAGAGACCAGUAAGCCUAGACGGCUCCUGACAAUGGCUGGGCUAUUUGACUGCUGGAAAUCCCCGGAUUCAUCAGGGGAUAGUGAGACCUUGUAUUCAUAUUCCAUCAUAACAAUGGACUCCUCUGAAUCAAUAAAAUGGCUACAUCACAGGAUGCCAGCAAUCUUAGAUGGAGAUGAAGCAGUAAAACAGUGGUUGGAGUAUGACAAUGUCCCCUAUACUCAGGCACUGAAAUGUUUGAAGUCUGUCAACUGUCUUGAUUGGCACCCGGUUUCAACUGCUAUGAACAACAGCCGACAUAAUGGACCUGACUGCAUUGCUCCAAUUGACCUGGACAAGCCAUCUGCAGUCAGCAGCAAAGUUCCAUCUAAGGGGUCAAUUACCUCCUUUUUUACCAAAUCUCCAAAGAAGGAAGAGGCUUCAAGUCCCAGUGGCACUUUACUGAAUCAAUCUGUUGCUUGUUCAAAUACUCCGAAGUUAAAAGAACCACCAAAAAGUGGUGGGAUAUCAUCAUUCUUUACCAAAUCUCCCAAAAAGGAAGUAAAAGAAGAGCUGAGCAGUCCCCUGGCCAAGAAAAGAAAAGUGCAGUAAGAAGUUCUUAUGUCUGACACCUAUCUUAAACCAUUACUACAUGUAGUGCAAAGUAAGGCAAAGGAUGUUGUCUCUUAACAAGGCACAUUGAGAAUGAACUGUAUAAAGGCAUAUUGACAUGCACAGUAGAUUUGUCAGGCAGAUUGUCUGCCAGGGAAUGGUUCUUGAAACGAGGAGAAGCUCUAUUCCAGGCAUAAGUUGUGCCUCUUUUAAGGGACCAGUCUUAGGCAAAUGUUUUUUUUUAUUUUCAUGGAGAAACAGACAUUCUUAUUUAGACAUUGUUAUUUUUGGAGCAUACGCAUUUCAAGAGGCUGCAAAAGGUCUAACUUUUUUUGGCUAGUUUUCUAGCUUUCUUCUUUUUUUAUUAACAUAAGAGACACACCUAAGAAUUUUGUGUUUGAAAACAUUUAUUUACACUAAAUUUGUUUUCAUUGCAAAGGUGAACACUAAAACGUUAUCAGAAGCACCUGUUAUAUUUGUAAAAACUACAUCCCUUUACAUGCAUCACUCUAUAUAUUAUUUUCUUUAUUGGCAAAAUCCCUGAAAAGUUAAGAACAAUUUUAAUCACAAGUAAUUUUUGGAAAAAUAAAUUACUGAGAAGACAAAA
Nematostella vectensis (starlet sea anemone) is the source of this 1944-nucleotide messenger RNA. RefSeq names its product abasic site processing protein HMCES. Bases 252 to 1337 code for a protein of 361 amino acids. Gene Ontology annotation, molecular function: single-stranded DNA binding. Gene Ontology annotation, biological process: DNA damage response. The transcript has 9 exons. The record is from RefSeq and is a predicted model, not a curated record. NCBI's taxonomy places the organism in Eukaryota, Metazoa, Cnidaria, Anthozoa, Actiniaria, Edwardsiidae.